GCGUAGGGGCGCGCUUGCGCGUGCGCACGGGUUGACUAGCCACCCGGCCACUAUCAAUCGAUCAGAGAGCGGAAGAUGGCGGUGGAUCUAGUCUGAGGGGAGAGAUCGAUCACCGAAUCACUCGAUUGAACGGGAUCAACGAAGUGUAGAAAAAAAUCGUCCAAAACACCGCCAUAAAUGACACUGGAAUAAAGCGGACUGAGACAGCGGUAACACCCAUAAGCCACCAUUAGUCUGCCUGUCUCCACAAUGGACUUCCCCUGGCACAGUGGCAAGGUUCUGGAGCAGCUGAACCACCAGCGCCAGCUGGGCCUGUUGUGCGACUGCACCUUUGUGGUGGACGGCGUGGACUUCAAGGCCCACAAGGCCGUGCUGGCUGCGUGCAGCGCCUACUUCCGCACCCUCUUUCUGGACCAGAAGGAUGUGGUACAUUUGGACAUCAGCAAUGCAGCAGGUCUGGGGCAGGUUUUGGAGUUCAUGUACACGGCUAAGCUAUGCCUGAGCCCCCAGAACGUGGAGGACGUGCUGGCCGUGGCUACGUUUCUCCAGAUGCAGGAGAUUGUCAAUGCCUGCAAGGCCUACCGGUCCCUCGCUGGUCCUCCAUCAGCUAGCGCGGGAUCAGCUCUCACUGCCGACGCGGAGAGGAUGGCGGAGAGAGGGGCGAAACGGGAGAGGGCGGCGUCGGAGGGGGGGUCCAAGGGGGAGCAGACGCUGAGCAGGGGGCCGGCGCAGGAGGAGGCGGAGGUCGUUCCGGAAGGUUCCCAGGUCUCCGGGGACGAGCCCGCCCCCGCCCCGGGGGCUGCUUCCGCGGGCGAGGUCGCCGGACCGGCGAAAACGGAGCACGACGCCGCCGGCGAGCAGAACGCUGACGACCGGCCCGCCGCGCUGCAGACCUCGCGCCCGCCGAAACCCGCCCCCGUCGCCCGUCAGAGAAAAGCGUCCGCCCCGGCUGAAGGGCCCGAGGAGAAGGAGCUAGGGACGGGCCAGACGGCACCGAAGGAAGUCCCCGAAUUUCAGGACGACCCCACCGACGUGGACUACUUGCCCAAAGUCCCGCUCAGGUCCACAGCCAGCAGUUCUUACGUAAGCACCCGCAGGGGCAGGACCAAGAGUGCAGUGAGGCCCUCUCUCUCACAGGAUGAAGACUUGGCGAGGGAGAGCAGACAGAAGGGGGACAGCGACGAGAACACAGCUGAGGACCCAGAGGACGAGGAAGACAGAGAGGAGGAAGACGGGGAAGAGGAUAUGGAGGAGGAGGAGGAGGAGGGCGAGGACAUGGAGGAGGACGAGGACACCGGGAUGGAGGAGAGCGGAGGGGAGGGGAAGCAGUCGCGGUCGGGGACGUUCGCGGACCGCAGCGAGUCCAGAGCGUACGGCUCCGUCACGCACAAGUGCGAGGACUGCGGGAAGAAGUUCACCCACACGGGGAACUUUAAGAGACACAUCCGCAUCCACACGGGAGAGAAGCCCUUCAGCUGCAGAGACUGCCACAAGGCCUUCUCUGACCCCGCCGCCUGCAAGGCCCACGAGAAAACGCACAGCCCGGUGAAGCCGUACAGCUGCGGCGCGUGCGGCAAGAGUUACCGCCAGAUCAGCCUGCUGAACCUGCACCGCAAGCGGCACACGGGGGAGGCGCGCUACAGCUGCGACGACUGCGGCAAGCUCUUCACCACGUCCGGCAACCUCAAGCGGCACCAGCUGGUGCACAGCGGCGAGAAGCCCUACCACUGCGACUACUGCGAGCGCGCCUUCUCCGACCCCACCGCCAAGAUGCGCCACCUGGAGACGCACGACACCGACAAGGGCCACAAGUGCCCGCACUGCGACAAGAGGUUCAACCAGGUGGGAAACCUGAAGGCUCACCUGAAAAUCCACAUCACAGACGGCCCCCUGAAGUGCAAGGAGUGUGGGAAGCAGUUCACCACCUCCGGUAACCUGAAGAGACACCUGCGCGUGCACAGUGGGGAGAAGCCCUACGUCUGCAUGCACUGCCAAAGGGCGUUUGCUGACCCGGGGGCGCUGCAGAGACACGUCCGAAUUCAUACAGGGGAGAAGCCAUGCCUGUGUCUCAUGUGUGGAAAGGGCUUCACCCAGGCCAGCUCCCUCAUCGCUCACGUCCGUCAGCACACGGGAGAGAAGCCCUACGUCUGCGACCGCUGUGGGAAAAGGUUUGUCCAGUCCAGCCAGCUGGCCAAUCACAUACGUCACCAUGACAACAUCCGGCCACACAAGUGUCACGUCUGCAACAAGGCCUUCGUUAAUGUCGGGGACCUCUCCAAGCACAUCAUCAUCCACACAGGGGAGAAGCCCUUCCUGUGCGACAAGUGUGGGCGGGGCUUCAACCGCGUGGACAACCUGCGCUCGCACGUGAAGACCGUUCACCAGGGCCGGGCGGGCAUGAAGCGGCUGGUGGUGUCGGGCGCCGACAGCGACGGGGGCGACGGGGGCGGCGACAGGCUGCACCCCGCGUCCACGUCCGCGUCCGAGCUGGACGACAGCGAGGUCAACAUCGUCACGGUCACCACGGACGACAUCGUCACCUUGGCGACCGAGGCCCUGGCCGCCAGCGCCGUGGCUCAGCUCACAGUGGUGCCCGUGGCUGCGUCCGUGUCUGCGGACGAGACGGAGGCUCUGAAAGCAGAAAUAACUAAAGCGGUGGAGAAGGUGCAGGAAGCGGAUCCCAACACCCAGAUCCUGUACGCCUGCGACUCGUGCGGGGAGAAGUUUCUGGACGCCAGCUCGCUGGCCCAGCACGUGCGCAUCCACACGGCCCAGGCGCUGGUCAUGUUCCAGGCCGACUCCGACUUCUACCAGCAGUACGGGGGGGAGGCCGCCUGGCAGGCCACCGAGCAGGUCAUCCAGCAGGGGGAGCUGCUGUUCCGGACGCGUGAAGGCACGGAGGGAGAGGGAGAGGGGGGGAGGAGGAGGGGGGAUGGGGGGAGGAGGGGGGGCAGGUGGAGGAGGGGGGAGGAGAAGAGAUGGCCGCCCAGGCCGAGCCGCCCCAGGCGGGGGCCGGCGGGGGGGAGGGGGCCGGGGCGGAAGCCGUAGCGGAGCCGGUGCACAUGGAGUGUGGGGGUCAAACGGAGUGAAGAGGGGCUAGAGAGUUUUAAACGGGGGUUAAUGAAAUGACGAAAUGCAUGUGGCGCUGCGAUAGUGGGGGGUGGGGGGCGGGUGAGGGGGGCUGAUGGAAUUAAGGUUUGUGGGCUCUCACCGGUGCUGAGGAAGGCGGUGUGCUUGUUGUUGGAAAAUGGUCGCCGAGUCUGGCCGCAUUUGAAAACUUUAACCCGUGUAAGGUUGAGAGACCAAUGCCGCACUCCCCUGUGGAGGCUAAACAAACACGACAUAUAAGGACAUUAUACUCAACUUUCAUCAUCAAUUCAGCCUCCUAUCGCCCAGAAUCUGCGCUCAUUGUAGAAAAGCUUUUGUCAUAAGCUCCAUAAAGGUGAGUCAUUCUGGCCACAAGUAUAGAUGUGACUAAUUUGUAUUAUUGUGUCUAUGCUGCUUUUUUUCCCCCUGUUUAUCUUUAUCCCGUCAAAUCGCAGGUUGUGUUGGCCGGAAUAGAAAACAGAAUAUUUUCUCUCCCUAAUGUUCUUAUUUAAUUAGUCACAUUUUACUGGUCCUUGCAGGAAGAGUAAAUAUUACAAAGCCAAUCGCCAGCUUAUCGCCACUCAUAUUUUUCACUUUAAGAAAACUACACGUACAGUAAAUAAUAUGUAUAAAAUGUGCAGGAGCUGAAACUGGGGUUCUGUACUUGAAUUUAUUUGCAAGGCAGUAUCAAUUUAGUGUCAAAAUAAUCCGAUCAGUUGAUCAUUUUAUCAGCGACUAAUGUGAUGAGCUUUGGUGUACAGUGCAUACAUGGUAGGGUACAGUAGCUUUCUGAACUGCCCAAGAUAUUGUAUUGUCCUAAUGUGGAUAGGCCUUGUCCAGUACUGCUAAGCUCCAGGACCCCAGGAAAACGGAACAGCUGGGGAUUUCAUUUAUUUAUCGUUCCAGAUAGCUUUAUUUUAGUCCUUAAUAGCUUUAUUUUAGUCCUUGCGUUCUUAUGUCUCUUCCUGUUACCCAUUAAGCAGAUCGUAUGAAAGCUGGGUCAACCCGGCUUGCUUUAGUGAGCGUAAAUGUUUACAUCAUGUCUUGGCACGAUGCUCGACUUGACAGGAAAUGUGUGAGAAACAUUUCUCCCCUAGAAGUCCCCCCCCCCCAGCCCCGCCCACAGAAGAUGACAUAUUAAAUCAAUACGUUAAACCCCACUUAUAGUAAACACUGGUACCAUAUUUACAUGGGCUUCCAAGGUGCAUUUUGAAGUGUUUUCGAAUGCAUGCUCUGUUUGUUUUCUAAUAAAGUAAAUGAGAAGGUGUUUUAAAAAUGCAUCAUGAUGACUGUGGGAUUAACAAUACCUCCAGUACUUUGGAAAUUGUUUUCCUGGUCUAAAUUUGUUCGCGACCGUGACAUGAAUUUUUCUGAAUUUGAGAGUGAGUCAUAGAUGGGGAGAAAGUCUUGAGUCAGGUAAAUGCGAUGCCUUUCAUAUUCACUCUCCAUAAUUUCACCAGUCAGGUAAUGGAAGACAUGUACUGCAAAUGCUAGGUUUUCAUAGGGUUUGAUAGAAGCUUUUGCAAUUCUACACCUUGCCCAUCAGUCAUCCAUAUACUGCUAAAGCUUUUUACUUCCUCUGCUAUUAGCUAUACUAAUUCUACCAACAUGAUCUCAAUAUCUGUAUUUGGAGUUUAAUUUGAUGUAUUUACUUUAAAAGCCAUACUUUUAAUGAUGUAUUGGUGAAGGGUGCCAUCCUUCUGUAAUGCCAUAACUGUAUAGGCCCCUGUGACAUAAGAUAUACACUUGAGCAUGUUUACAAAAUCAGUAUAAUGUGCACAAAGAGCUGAAGAGUAAUUUGUAAGACGCAAUGAAACACUUUGGUUAUCAUUCACAAGAUAUUAUUUAAGAAAAUAUAGUUGGAAAGAAAUAUGGAGUUUACCCUUCUCCAUAGAAAUUAUUCUUGAUGUCCAAAAAUAAUGCACUAAAUAAAUGGCAAAUAAAUUAAUUACUCAUUA
This is a messenger RNA of Anguilla rostrata (American eel), 5045 nucleotides long. RefSeq names its product zinc finger and BTB domain containing 17 (gene zbtb17). Gene Ontology annotation, molecular function: RNA polymerase II cis-regulatory region sequence-specific DNA binding; protein binding; DNA-binding transcription factor activity. Gene Ontology annotation, biological process: regulation of transcription by RNA polymerase II. Lineage: Eukaryota; Metazoa; Chordata; Actinopteri; Anguilliformes; Anguillidae. Bases 250 to 3048 code for a protein of 932 amino acids. The transcript is spliced from 15 exons. The record is from RefSeq and is a predicted model, not a curated record.